Messenger RNA from Vigna radiata var. radiata (mung bean), 1971 nucleotides. Its product is annotated as protein DOWNY MILDEW RESISTANCE 6-like. The transcript is spliced from 4 exons. NCBI's taxonomy places the organism in Eukaryota, Viridiplantae, Streptophyta, Magnoliopsida, Fabales, Fabaceae. The record is from RefSeq and is a predicted model, not a curated record. Bases 161 to 1183 code for a protein of 340 amino acids.
UAUUCUCUUUCCAUCCAAACAAAGCUUAAAAGUUGAAAUGGACGACAAAAGUUUAAUUUUUCCUUCUUCCUGUAAAUUCGUGUGCAAUCAUUUAGCAUUUUUCUGCUAUUAUAUAUAGUUUGUAAGAGCAUCUGUGCCACUCAUGCUGUCAUAACAUAUCAUGGCUGAGAAGCUGGUGUCUAGCUGGUACAAUCUUCAUUCUUCGGUGCCAUCAUCAUAUGUGCAACCACCAGAAAGAAGACCUGAUAAUGCUGUUUUCGCCUCUGGAAAGUUAGUUCCAGUUAUCGAUCUUGGAGGACAUCAUCGACCUGAUAUCAUAAGGAAUAUCUUAAAGUCCUCACAGGAUUAUGGCUUUUUCCAGGUUAUCAACCAUGGAGUUUCUAAGGAUGUAUUGGAUGCUACACUGAAUAUUUUCAAAGACUUCCAUGCCAUGCCUGAGGAUGUGAAGAUAAAGGAAAGCUCUAAGGAUCCAAAUGGAAGGUGCAAGCUCUACACAAGUAGUGGAAGAGCCACCAAAGAUGUUGUUAAGUAUUGGAAAGACUCAUUAUCACACCCAUGUCAACCUAUGGGAGAAUUCAUGGAGUAUUGGCCAGAUAAACCACUUGGUUAUCGUGAAGUUGUAGGGAAAUACACAGAAGAAGUAAGAAAAGUGGGAGUUAAAAUCUUGGAGCUGUUUAGUGAAGGAUUAGGACUUAACAGAGAAUAUUUGUGUGGAGGACUUAGUGAAGAUCCUGUAGUGUUGUCUCAUUACUACCCUCCUUGUCCUCAACCAAGUUUAACAUUAGGAACAUCCAUUCACAAAGACCCUAACCUUAUUACCAUUCUGCUUCAACAACUAGGGAUCACUGCACUUCAGGUCUUCAAAGAUGGAGAAUGGAUUGCUGUUGAUCCAAUUCCUAAUGCCUUUGUGGUAAACAUUGGGAUUGUGUUACAGAUCAUUAGCAAUGGAAGACUCGUUGCUGCUAAACACCGGGUUAUCACAAACUCAAGCAGUGGGAGACACAGCGUUGCCUACUUCGUUAACCCAACAAAAGAAUCCCUUGUAGAACCUGCUAAGCCUCUGUUAAGUCCAACUUCUCCUCCAGUGUUCAGAUCUAUGACAUUUGGAGAGAUGACUGCAAACUUUCUGACCAAAGGCUUUCAAUUUGAAGAAGAAUUGCGGACAGUAAAUUUCCAAAAUUAAUAUGGAAAAGUAAUGCAAGACUUUUAAAACGACUAUAUAAAGUUAUAUCUCACUUGAAAGAAUAAAGUUUAUGUUUGCAAUGUCCAAGCUUGUGAAUGUAGUGCACAUAUUACACUUCAAUGGCUUGUUUCCUACUUGUAUUUUCAAUCCUUCGUACUGUAAACAUUGAGGAACUUUCUGUAUUGAAGUCAAACUUUUCUGUUUCCUGUUAGUGUUCUGGCUAAUGACCUCGUAUAUUGCGAAUGUGAAAUUAACUGAGCAAGAGAUUGGUUUGACAUGUACGUACAAGUUGCUACUUAUUACUACUUAUUUUGUUGGCAUGUAAUUUGAGAGAUCCAUUUUGUGAAAUCAACAGAGUAAGUGUUUGGAUUGUGUGGAAUACAAAUUCUCUGACACUCAAGAACUCCGAAGUUUCUUAUUGUAAAUUUUCAUUUGUCAUCCCUUUUGCGUCACUAUUCCAUUAAUGUGAUAACCGAGGACACGUUAGAGAAUUAAGAAGAGGAUUUCUAUAGUUUUGCUAUAAUAAGUUUGGCCAUUUUGUUUUGUAACAAGCAAUGCAGAAACUGAAAUAAAACAGCAAUGGGAAAAUACAGAUACUCAUAAAAAUACCAAAUCUUAGAAAUAAAGAAUAGAGAAAUGCCACAUAUCUCCCUUCUCAGCAUUUCUGACAUUCCUCAAGUUCUCGAUUAAUAAGAUAUUAUUAAGAUGGAUUUAGUCUGUCUUAGGGAAAAAAUGACAUUUGCAACUUCUAUACUAAAAUCAAAAUGCUAGAAACAGGGGUCGCAACA